Messenger RNA from Podarcis raffonei (Aeolian wall lizard), 4417 nucleotides. RefSeq names its product zinc finger protein 420-like. Gene Ontology annotation, molecular function: RNA polymerase II cis-regulatory region sequence-specific DNA binding; DNA-binding transcription activator activity, RNA polymerase II-specific. Gene Ontology annotation, cellular component: nucleus. Gene Ontology annotation, biological process: regulation of transcription by RNA polymerase II. The record is from RefSeq and is a predicted model, not a curated record. The transcript is spliced from 8 exons. Lineage: Eukaryota; Metazoa; Chordata; Lepidosauria; Squamata; Lacertidae. Bases 157 to 3258 code for a protein of 1033 amino acids.
GAACCUAAAUUAAUUGUGUGUUUUCAAAGGUUUUCAAUAUUUUUUUAGGAUCUAGUGGGGCAGCUGGAUGGUGUCUCCUAGGGACUCUGAGCAUCCUUAACAAACUACGGUUCCCAAGACUCUUUGGAGGACGCCAUCUUGCUUGGGAGGCGGUUAAUGAAUUGGUUUGAAUACAACCAAAAAUGCAGGAUAGAACAUAGUGAGCAGAGAACAGAGAGCAUUCCACAUGGCAAAGCCCUUGUGGUUGUGCUUCGAUUAAGGGAUUUGUUGCACCUUGCAUUAGAACUUGGCAGAGGACCAAGGGGCUCCUUCCGAUCUCUUGGAGACUUCCUGGGAACACAGAUGGAUGAGCAAGACUCAGCUGGCACUGAAGCAGGAAGAGGCCAUGCCAUGGAAACGGGGAGCAGUGGGGGAUUCUGUGAAAACUCUGUGCAGAAGCUCCUGGGUGAGGAGGACACCCUCCACUCAGCUGUGCAGAGCCAGCAGCUCAGGCAGUUCUGCUACCAGGAGGCCAAAGGACCCCGAGAGGUUUGCAGCCAACUCUACCACUUUUGCCACCAGUGGCUGAAGCCAGAAAGGCACAUGAAAGCUCAGAUGUUGGACCUGGUGAUCUUGGAGCAGUUCCUGGCUGUCCUUCCCCCGGAGAUGGAGAGCUGGGUGAGGGAAUGCGGGGCGGAGACCAGUUCCCAGGCAGUGGCCCUGGCCGAAGGUUUCCUCCUGAGUCAGGCAGAGGAGAAAAAGCAGGCAGAGCAGCAGAGGAAGGAUCUUUUUGCAGAAAUGGGUCUUGAUUCUUCUGAGGCAGAGAAGACUCCGUUGGACACCAGAGUGAGGCCUCUGGGAGACGGAAUGAUGCCACCAAGACCUGCUCCUUCAUCUUUUCAUGGUGGUGGAGGGGAGGCAGCAGCUGUGGACCCAGAUCAGGAUACAGUUUGCUUUGAAGAUGUAGCUGUCUAUAUCACAGAUGAGGAGUGGGCGUUGCUGGAUCCUGACCAGAGAGCUCUGCAUCAGGAGGUCAUGGAGGAGAAUCGUGGGAUGUGGGACUCUCUCAUUUCAGGUGGUGAUAAAUUGGAAAUGAAGAACAAGGGAGAGCACAAUGAAUUUCACACAGUGGAGGAGCCAUAUCAGGAUUCAGACUGUGGAGAGAGCUUCAGUCAGAGCUCCCAUUCCUCUUCCCAUCAAAGAAAUCCGCUUUCUUCUCAACCCUAUCAGUGCUUGGAAUGUGGAAAGAACUUCAGUCACAGGGCCCAUCUCACUUCUCAUCAAAAAAUUCAUAUAGGAGAGAAACCAUUACAGUGCUUGGAAUGUGGAAAUAGCUUCACCAGGAAAGAAAAUCUCACUUCCCAUCAAAGAAUUCAUACAGGGGAGAAACCCUAUCAGUGCUUGGAAUGUGGAAAGAGCUUUACUUGGAAAGAAAGUCUCACUUCCCAUCAAAGAGUUCAUACAGGGGAGAAACCCUAUCAGUGCUUGGAAUGUGGAAAGAGCUUCACCUGGAAAAUAAGUUUCACUUCCCAUCAAAAAAUUCAUACAGGGGAGAAACCAUAUCAGUGCAUGGAAUGUGGAAAGAGCUUCAGGAGGAACUCAGAUCUUACUUCCCAUCAAAGAAUUCAUACAGGAGAUAAACCCUUUAAAUGCUUGGAAUGUGGAAAGAGCUUCAUUAACAGCGCCACACUCACUUCCCAUCAAAGAGUUCAUGCAAGGGAGAAACCCUUUAAGUGCUUGGAAUGUGGAAAGAGCUUCACCUGGAAAAUAAGUUUCACUUCCCAUCAAAGAAUUCAUACAGGGGAAAACCCCUAUCAGUGCCUGGAAUGUGGAAAGAGCUUCACCAGGAAAGAAAGUCUCACAGCCCAUCAAAGAGUUCACGCAAGGGAGAAACCCUUUAAGUGCUUGGAAUGUGGAAAGAGCUUCAACUGGAAACUGAGUUUAGCUUCCCAUAAAAUAAUCCAUACAGGGGAAAAACCGUAUCAGUGUGUGGAAUGUGGAAAGAGAUUCGUUAACAGCGCCAACCUCACUUCCCAUCAAAGAAUUCAUACAGGGGAGAAACCCUAUCAGUGCUUGGAAUGUGGAAAGAGCUUCACCUGGAAAAUAAGUUUCACUUCCCAUCAAAGAAUUCAUACAGGGGAAAACCCCUAUCAGUGCCUGGAAUGUGGAAAGAGCUUCACCAGGAAAGAAAGUCUCACAGCCCAUCAAAAAAUCCAUGCAGGGGAGAAACCAUAUAAUUAUUUGUACGUUUGCCUCUUAGUUUCAGGUAUUGAUGAAUUGGAAAUGAAGAACAAGGGAGACCACAAUGAAAUCCAUACAGUGGAGGAGCCAUAUCAGUAUUCAGACUAUGGAGAGAGCUUCAGUCAGAGCUCCCAUUCCUCUUCCCAUCAAAGAAAUCCCCUUGAGAAGAAACCCUAUCAGUGCUUGGAGUGUGGAAAGAGCUUCUCCUGGAAAAAGAGUUUCGCUUCCCAUCAAAGAAUUCAUACAGGAGAGAAACCAUAUUGUUGUUUGGAAUGUGGAAAGAGCUUCAGUCGGAAGGACAGUCUCACUUCCCACAAAUCACAUCAUACAGGACAGAAACCUUAUCAGUGCUUGGAGUGUGGAAAGAGCUUCAUCUGGAAACAGACUUUAGCUUCCCAUCAAAGAAUUCAUACAGGGGAGAAACCACAUCGUUGUUGGGAAUGUGGAAAGAGCUUCAGUCAGAGGACCAAUCUCACUUCCCAUCAAAGAGUUCAUACAGGGGCGAAACCCUAUCAGUGCUUGGAGUGUGGAAAGAGCUUCACCUGGAAAGAAAAUCUCACUUCCCAUCAAAGAAUUCAUACAGGGGAGAAACCCUAUCUGUGCUUGGAAUGUGGAAAGAGCUUCACUAGGAAAGAAAAUCUCACUUCCCAUCAAAGAAUUCAUACAGGGGAGAAACCCUAUCAGUGCUUGGAAUGUGGAAAGGGCUUCAGUCGAAAGGACAGUUUCACUUACCAUCAAAGAAUUCAUACAGGGGAGAAACCAUUUCAGUGCUUGGAAUGUGGAAAGAGCUUCACCUGGAAAGAAGGUCUCACUGCCCAUCAAAGAAUCCAUACAGGGCAGAAACCCUAUCAGUGCUUGGAAUGUGGAAAGAGCUUCAGUCACAGCUACCAUCUCGCUUCCCAUCAAAUAAUUCAUACAGGGGAGAAACCAUUUCAGUGCCAAGAGUGUGGAAAAAGCUUCAGACAUAAGAGCAGCUUCACUUCCCAUCAAAAAACUCACGGUGGAGGGAAAACUAGUAGUGUUUGUGUAGAGUUUUAAUUUUAGGAGGCAUUAUUAUUUUUUAGAUUUACAUACUGCCCUUCAUCACAAAAUCUCAGGGUGGUUCACAAAAUACAAUACAAGGUAAAAGCAUGAAUAAAUAGGUAAAAGAAAAACAACACGGCAACACCACCUCUCCCAUAAACAUUUAAAAUGCUGUACAGUGGGAGACUUCUGGUUUCUGCAGAUGGUGGUCGGAGUGCGAGUUUCUGCAGAGUGGAGUCUAAUUGCUCCGACACACUUGAGCCCCAUGGAGCAACAGGGAGAAGCACUGAGGCAGAGUGCGCAAAAAACCCUGAGAGGGUUCUCCAGGUGUGGAGGGUCCAGCAGCCCGCAAAAGCUUCUCCAGCUGCCCUUGAUUCCUCUGCUGAAAGGCACGGGGAGAGGGUGUGGGGAGCAGUGACGGAGCCAGUGGUCCUGGCAGCAGCGCAACUCCGUGGGAGACAAGCCUCCACUCUAGGCUGAAGCAGAGAUUUCCCAAAACUACUUACAACCGAUGGGAAGGUAAAGAAGAUUUUAUAAAAGAUUGUAUUCGACUAAAUUCGGCACCAGACAGAGAAAUAAAAAGGAGGUUCGUCCCCAUCUCCUAGGUAAUAGCCACUGCAUUGGGAAAGUUUGUAAGUGGGAAAGUUACCAGCUUAUUUGAUAUAAAUGGACAGCAGCUUGCUGAUGGGAAAGUUGGAUUAAAAGCAACCCAAACCCAUUCUCAUUUCUUGUUGGAUUUAUAAUUGUGAACAUGACCUUGCAUCCAAGAAACCCGAUGUCUGCAGGAGAACACCCAUUAAGUGGAGUGAGUACCUGGAAAUACUUGUGAGUUUGGCAAGGCACACUUUGAUCGGAGGGAUUUUUGAAAGUCUGGUUUCAUUUUAAAAAAAUAAAAAAUUGUCUAGUAGCACCUUAGAGACCAACUAAGUUUGUUCUGGGUAUGUUAUUUUGUGUGCAUGCACACUUCUUCAGUUGGAAAAGUAUUAAAAAUUUCUGGGAAAGGAUUUAUAAUGAACAGAAAAAAAUGUUUAAAAUGACCUUUGUUUAAAAACCAGAAGCUUUCUUAAUAGGUUCAAUAGAUCCUGAACUACCCAAAGAACAGAAGAUAUUCAUGUAUGCUACAACAGCGGCCCGGAUCCUGUUAGUUCAAAGAUGGAAGGAAGAAACUUUGAAG